GAGAUUGAGCUCUCAGUUUUUAAGUAUUUUGCAGAACCAGUCCUUGAUUUAUUACUUGAAUUUUGAACUCCAUCGUUGAUGUUAGUUAAACUUAAAAAAUGGCGGAUAUCACGUCCAUGCUGAGCGAUGUAGUAAAAACACUAGAGAAUAUAAAAGAAAAAGCCAGAGAAAAAAACGAAUCAAACGACGAGGAAGACAAGAAAAGAAAUAGGGAAGGAUCAGAUAAGAUAGCAAAGCCCAGAACGACUCAAUCUGAAUUAAGGUAUAGUUUGAGCUAGCUAGCUAACAGAAGUUCACAAAAUGUCAAUUCAACAAUAUCAUAGAUGGAAAGACAAUAAUACCACAUAGAGUUUCUGGAUUUUUUUUCUAGAAAUAGUUCUGUCCAUGCAUCUUCAUUUCCAAUAUUAUAUACAACAAACAACGUUUUUGAGUGUAUUUUUCACUACUUUAUUAUAGCACCUUGUUCCCUCAAAUAAGAAGCAAAAUACCAGAUUCGUUGAAAAGAAGAAAGUAUGAUGGUGGUGCCUGUGCUGGAAAAAAUUCUUUUGUAACUGACACUUGGACACGGGAUUUCUGUUGUCUUCCAUACACGUUUUCUGCUGAAACACCCUCUGUUGAUCUUCUUGGAUUGUUAACCGAGGCAGGAUUAGGGAGGAAAAGGAUAAAGUUAACCAAAAGGAUAAUCAUAACACCUUUAUUACAAAAAUUGAAGAAGCAUAUCCUCGGCUGAAAGUUGUAGGUGGGUUCACCUUGUAUAAAGCUGUAGAUGGUGGUUCAAGGAGACCACUAAAAAAAAUUGAUAUUCAUUGGUAUGAUGUUAAGAUGCUAAAAAAGAAAAAAAACAGUGGUGGUGGUGUGAUUUACAUAAAGCCUCUGCAAGAGAAUUUAGAUCUGACUCACUUAAAAGAAAAUGAGGUAUAUAUAAUAAUGAUUUAACAUUGUUUCAAUAAUAUAUAUAUAUACAGUAUAUACAGAAUUACAUACUUUUUAUGUGAUAAUUGUUUGUGUUUCUAAUAUCUUGUUUGCAUAAAUUUAGGUAGUUUGUCAGAAAAACAUAAUGAAUAGAUCUGGACCUGAAAUAAAAUGUUCCGGUUGCUCCCAUCUAUUUCCAAUAAAAUCACUUGAAGCACAUAAAGCAUUUUGCACUCCUACUGUAGUGAGCCAAGAACUUUCGAGUUGCUCUGAUGACGAGGAUGAGGAACAGCAGAAAAAGAAAAAGAAACGAUCAAAGAUAAAUUUUGAUAAAUUCUUGGAAAAGGAGCCAGUGGAAAGACUUAACGAGAUGUUUCCAGAAAAAGAUUAUGAAUCAUUGUCCAAGACACUGGAAGAAAAUUCUUUUGAUAUAACAGACACUAUUGAUGAGCUGCUAUUAACAAAAUCAUGCUUUUCAAACAAUGCAUCACAUGAAGUUUCGAAAGUAUGCAAUAGGUCACAUGAAGUUUCAAAAAAUUUUGACAUAAAAGAUGCUUUGGAGGUUUUAUCUUCACAGUUAUAUGAAACAUCAAAAUCCAUCGAUCUCAAGCCUGAUUCAAUAUUUAACGACAUCGUGUCGUAUUACAAGGACAGCAAUUGCAAUUCAAAGUAUCGUUUAAAAAUAAGAUACAUAGACCAACCUGCGGCAGACACAGGUGGGGUUAUGCGUCAGUGCUAUACUGAUAAUGGAACACCACCCAAAUUUUUUUACCAAGUUUUUUGUUUUUAAUGAAAAAGAUACUCUGAACUUGGAGUCUUUUGAAAUAUGUAGCCAAAGUGAAAUAUUAAUAUCACAUUUCAAGCGAUUUGUAUCUGGCGCAUCAACAGAGAUAUUGGAUUCGAUGUGUGUGUUUCUACUGGUGCAAAGACGCCGCCAUUACUAAAGAAAAUAAAAAUCUACUUUGACGAAAUUUCAGGGGAAUUUUACGCAUCAACUUGCGAACAAACGAUUACAAUUCCAUUGAAGUACGAAAAUUUCGAUUAUCAUGACUUUAGCUUAACAUUUCAAGCUGUCCUUCCGAACAGUGGAAAAGCGUUCAACACAAUAUAAUGUCCGCUCUAUUUUGUUUUAAACAGUGACAUACUUAUGUACUUGUUUUGUUUUUAAGUUUCUUUUGUUACCCAACGGAAAGCGAUUAAUCCGAAUUUCAGUGAGGUCUUUCAUCUUCUGUUUCUUAGAUUGUCACAUUACAAAGUCGUUUUUUGUAAAGCCCGUGAAUGCGGUAAAUUCUGUUCGUUU
Molecule: messenger RNA, 2212 nt
Organism: Hydractinia symbiolongicarpus
Lineage: Eukaryota; Metazoa; Cnidaria; Hydrozoa; Anthoathecata; Hydractiniidae
Exons: 2
Coding region: 1058-1702 (214 amino acids)
Molecular function (GO): protein binding
Source: RefSeq, a predicted model, not a curated record